CAAGCCGCGGGAACGCGGAGCGCGCCGUGCAGCGCUGAGCAUCCUCGAACCGGGGCGCGGUACCGGUUACCGGAGAGGACCUCCUCCCGGUACCGAUGGCCCCGCGCCGCUGGCAGCGCCUCAGGGGGAGCUUUCAGGGCGUGGGGGGCCUUGCUAAGCCCGGGCUUCCCCUCUCGCUGUCCGGUUCACGCCUCCCCGUUGCCCCCGUAGCACCGGAUCCGGCUGCGAACCGGCCCCGGUAGCACCAGAUCCGGCCUCUCCGACACUAGGAACUACCGAUCCCGGCGUCCCCGGCGCGCAGGCGCAGUGAGCACGGAGCGCACGCGGGGCCAGGCAUGGCGGAGCCGGAGGCCGCGCAGCCCGGGCGGCCCCCGCCGGGUCCGGUACCGGUGGCGGGGAGCGGAGGGGCUGGGAGCGGGCCGGCAGCUGGGGGAGCUGGGUCCAGCGAUCCGGCGAGGCCAGGGUUGAGCCAGCAGCAACGGGCGAGCCAGAGGAAGGCGCAAGUGCGGGGGUUCCCCCGCGGGAAGAAGCUGGAGAAGCUGGGGGUCUUCUCGGCCUGCAAGGCCAACGAUGCCUGCAAGUGCAAUGGCUGGAAGAACCCCAACCCUCCCACUGCCCCCCGCAUGGACCUGCAGCAGCCGGUGACCAACCUGAGCGAGCCCUGCCGGAGCUGCAGCCACGCGCUGGCGGACCACGUAUCCCACCUGGAGAACGUCUCGGAGGAGGAGAUCAACCGGCUGCUGGGCAUGGUGGUGGAUGUGGAGAACCUCUUCAUGUCGGUGCACAAGGAGGAGGACACAGACACCAAGCAGGUUUAUUUCUACCUGUUCAAGCUCCUGCGGAAGUGCAUCCUGCAGAUGAGCCAGCCUGUGGUCGAAGGGUCCCUGGGGAGCCCUCCCUUCGAGAAACCAAACAUUGAGCAGGGAGUCCUGAACUUUGUGCAGUACAAAUUCAGCCACUUGCCACCCAAGGAGCGACAGACCAUGUAUGAGCUCUCCAAGAUGUUCCUCCUCUGCCUCAACUACUGGAAGCUGGAGACGCCGUCCCAGUUCCGGCAGCGGUCACAGAACGAUGAUGUGGCCACCUACAAGGUCAACUACACGAGAUGGUUGUGCUACUGCCACGUGCCGCAGAGCUGCGACAGCCUUCCCCGCUAUGAGACCACUCACGUCUUCGGGCGCAGCCUCCUCAAGUCCAUCUUCACCGUCACCCGCCGGCAGCUGCUGGAGAAGUUCCGGGUGGAGAAGGACAAGCUGGUGCCAGAGAAGCGAACGUUGAUCCUCACCCACUUCCCCAAGUUCCUCUCCAUGCUGGAGGAGGAGAUCUACGGUGAGAACUCUCCAAUCUGGGAGGCUGAUUUCACCGUGCCGGCUACAGAGGGUGCCCAGCUGGUUUCUCGCCCAGCUGCGGUCAGCACUGUCGCUGUGCCCACCACUCCGCUUUUCAGCAAGAAGCUCAGCAACAGCAGCUCUGCCGCGAGCAUGGACGCCAGCACCCCAGAGCCCCUGCCAGGGGAGAAGCGGAAGCUGCCCGAGAGCCUGACGCUGGAAGAUGCCAAGCGGAUCCGCGUCAUGGGAGACAUCCCCAUGGAGCUGGUGAACGAGGUCAUGCUGACCAUCACGGACCCUGCUGCCAUGCUGGGCCCUGAGACCAGCCUGCUGUCGGCCAACGCAGCACGAGACGAGACGGCCCGGCUGGAGGAGCGCCGUGGCAUCAUCGAGUUCCACGUCAUCGGCAACUCGCUCUCACAGAAGUCCAACAAGAAGAUCCUGAUGUGGCUGGUGGGCUUGCAGAACGUCUUCUCGCACCAGCUGCCCCGCAUGCCCAAGGAGUACAUCACCCGCCUUGUCUUUGACCCGAAGCACAAGACCUUGGCACUGAUCAAGGACGGCCGAGUGAUUGGGGGGAUCUGCUUCCGCAUGUUCCCCACCCAGGGCUUCACGGAGAUUGUCUUCUGUGCUGUCACGUCCAAUGAGCAAGUGAAGGGUUAUGGGACGCACCUGAUGAACCACCUGAAGGAGUACCACAUCAAGCACAACAUCCUCUACUUCCUCACCUACGCGGAUGAGUAUGCCAUUGGCUACUUCAAAAAGCAGGGCUUUUCCAAGGACAUCAAAGUCCCCAAGAGCCGCUACCUGGGCUACAUUAAGGACUACGAGGGGGCGACCCUGAUGGAGUGUGAGCUGAACCCCCGCAUCCCCUACACUGAGCUCUCCCACAUCAUCAAGAAGCAGAAGGAGAUCAUCAAGAAGCUGAUUGAGAGGAAGCAGGCGCAGAUCCGCAAGGUCUACCCUGGCCUGACCUGCUUCAAGGAGGGCGUGCGGCAGAUCCCCAUCGAGAGCGUCCCUGGCAUCCGAGAAACGGGAUGGAAACCGCUGGGGAAGGAGAAGGGGAAAGAGUUGAAGGAUCCAGACCAGCUCUACAACACCCUGAAGAACCUCCUGGCUCAGAUCAAGACCCACCCCAGCGCGUGGCCCUUCAUGGAGCCGGUGAAGAAGUCAGAAGCACCAGAUUACUACGAAAUCAUUCGCUUCCCCAUCGACCUGAAGACCAUGACCGAGCGCCUGAAGAACCGCUACUACGUCACCAAGAAGCUGUUCAUCGCCGACCUGCAGCGCAUCAUCACCAACUGCCGCGAGUACAACCCGCCCGACAGCGACUACUGCAAGUGUGCCAACACCUUGGAGAAGUUCUUCUACUUCAAGCUCAAGGAGGGGGGGCUCAUCGACAAGUAGGGAAGCUGGCCUGAACCCCCCCUUUGGCCACUGCUCCCCCCAGGAGGGCAAAGGCUGCACGUGGGACUUGCCCUGCUCUGUGAGCAGGGGCUGCUGGAGGGUUUGUUGGUGCUGAGCAGCUCGGGGGAGCUGAGCUUUUGCUCUGGGGUGGGGGGUGAAGGGAUCCCGGGGAGCCCCCCCGGUGCUUUUAUCCCGGAGCUGCUGGCUGCUUCUCCGGGGGGUGGUGGUGUGGGCAGCGGGGCUGGAGUCACCUCACCGGGAUCUGCCCAGGGCAGGGGGGUAGCGCUGCCUUCCUGCCCCUCCCUGGGGGUCGGGAGCCCCCCCAGCACCAGCACUUCCCUCCUCUCCAGGGUUGUGCCUUCUGCCCCGGCUCUCUGAGACAGGGCAGGGGCACACAAGUGCUUUGGUUUUCUGCUUCCGUCCACGCAGGGGCAGCUCCUGCCCCUCUUGUUGAAUGUACAGCAGGGCUCAGCCCUGCCCGCCCCGGGCGGGGGGCAGAGAUGCUGCUCCUGUGGUUCGGGGUCCUGCUGUGAUGAUGGGGUGCGCUUCUCUUGCGCCCCCUCCCCAAACUCCUGCUGCCUCUGUCAGCUCUUCCCAAGGGGGUCAGGUCUGCCCCAGCCCUGGGCAGAGCUCCUUGCCUGCUCCUUGGGGCAGGAGGAUGCCCAGUGCUGCACCAGCGCCUGCUUCCUCUGCUCUGCCCCAACCGGGAGCCUCCGGCUUGUGGGAUCGGCUCCUGCUUGCAUCCCCCCCACCUUGUUGGCCCCCACUAUCCCUGUUUUCCCCCCACAUCUCCUUGGAUGCUGGGCUGAGGAGCCCCUGAUCCCAGCACUCCCUCAUCACUGACCCUCACCCCCGUGCCGUCAUCGCUGUGUGGGUGCUGGUGACACCUCACCCGGGUGGGACCAGCCCCUGCUACCCCCUCCCCACCACCCAUUUCACUCGACCGUUGUUUUGUUUUAUUUUCUUUGGUUUUUUUUUUAAAUAAAUGUCCUUGUGCAGAUCCAGGUGCAUCCUCGUGCCUGGCCCUGCGCUUGGCAGCCUGGCAUGCUCCGAAGGGGGUUGGAUUGGAGUUGGGUGUUCAUGGACUUAUUGGGGUGCUCCAGGCUCAACUUGGGUGUGUGGUGAUGCUGCUCUGGGGUGUCCGGUCACAAUGGGGGUCCCCAGUCACAAGGAGUGUCCCCAGAGCUCAGUGUUGGGGUCAGGUAUGUUCCAUAUCUUUAUCAAUGUUCUGGAUGAAGGGAUGGAGCGUUCCCUCAGUUUGAAGAUGACACCAAGUUGGGUGGAAGCGUUGACCUGCUUGAGGGAAGGAAGGCUCUGCAAAGGGACCUGGAUGCGCUGGAUCCAUGGGCCCAGGAAAAUUGUAUGAGGUUCAGCAAGACUCGGUGCUGGAGUCUGCACUUGAGUCGCAACAACCCUAUGGCUCCAGAGGUAGGGAUGAGCGUCUGGAAAGCUGUCCAGUGGAAGAGGACCUGGGGAUGCUGGUUGACAGCAGCUGAACAUGAGCCAGCAGUGGUCCAGGUGGCCACCAGCAUCCUGGCUUGGAUCAGCCAUGGGGUGGCCACCAGGAGCAGGGAAGGGAUCAUCCCCCUGUGCUCAGUGCUGGUGAGGCCACACCUCGAAUCUCAGGUUCAGUUCUGGGUCCUUCA
Messenger RNA from Cuculus canorus (common cuckoo), 4381 nucleotides. It is a transcript of the gene KAT2A, whose product is annotated as lysine acetyltransferase 2A. Gene Ontology annotation, molecular function: protein binding; histone H3 acetyltransferase activity. NCBI's taxonomy places the organism in Eukaryota, Metazoa, Chordata, Aves, Cuculiformes, Cuculidae. The coding region runs from base 336 to 2735 and encodes 799 amino acids. The record is from RefSeq and is a predicted model, not a curated record. The transcript has 18 exons. Gene Ontology annotation, biological process: chromatin remodeling; positive regulation of transcription by RNA polymerase II. Gene Ontology annotation, cellular component: histone acetyltransferase complex; nucleus.